This is a messenger RNA of Neoarius graeffei (lesser salmon catfish), 1024 nucleotides long. It is a transcript of the gene pcsk1nl, whose product is annotated as proprotein convertase subtilisin/kexin type 1 inhibitor, like. Gene Ontology annotation, biological process: negative regulation of endopeptidase activity. Gene Ontology annotation, molecular function: endopeptidase inhibitor activity. NCBI's taxonomy places the organism in Eukaryota, Metazoa, Chordata, Actinopteri, Siluriformes, Ariidae. The record is from RefSeq and is a predicted model, not a curated record. The transcript has 3 exons. The coding region runs from base 1 to 936 and encodes 311 amino acids.
AUGUCGGGCCCUUACACCAGCUCCGUACUGCUGCUCUUCUGUGUGGCUUUCCUCCACAGUCCACUGCUGGAGGCCAAGCCUCUCUCUGCCAUGCAUGGGGGUGGAACUGCACGCCUUCGUCGUGACCUACGUGAUGCACUGCCUUACGAGGCUCAGAUGAUGUCAUACCCUCCUGCUGGCUUCAAUGGGCGGGGCAACGAUCUGUACUACCAGCCAGAGACCUUGAGAGCACAGGGGCUGGGCCACGCCCUUCAUCGCCUGGAGAACGACCAGAGGCAGGAGCAGGAGGCGGCUUACCUGGCAGGUUUACUGCGCCUCCUGAGCGAGGCAGAGAAUAAUGGCCAAGUGAGACCAGAGGAAGACGAAGAGCAGGUGGAAGGUGACUUCCAGGAAUCGUACCCUCCAGACUAUGAUGAGACGGAGCAGACAGUGAACAUGGUGAAACCCCAGGCACUGCUGGACCCACAACUCACUGAGGCUCUGCUCAAUCGCUACAGGCAGGAGAGGAUGCUUCAGGCAGGGCAGGACCGAGACCAGGAGGUGCUCCGGUACCUGGUGGAGAAGGUCCUCUCGAGUCUGGUAUCUGAGAACCAGAUGAACCCAUCCAACCACCGUGGCAAAUGGGAAGUGGCAGCAGCAGCCAGCAUUGGACGUGACAGAGCUACGCCAUUGAGACGAGCUAGACGAUCUCUAGACUCUGCCCCUGUCGCCUCCCCUGAUGCCGAGUCCUCGCUCCUGCGCGUGAAGAGAGUGGGCGAUGAAGACCAAGAUGAUUUUGCUGGUCAGAACACCCGGUCACCCCAUGCUGGCCUGCAGAGGAUGAAGCGCAUCGACACAGAUCUGCCUGCACCUGCAAAGCAGAGCCGCAAACGUCGCUCGGUGACCUACGACCCCGAGCUCAUUGCUCAGCACAUCAUCAAGUACCUGAGAAAGUGAGAGAGAGAGAGAGAGAGAGAGAGAAAGAAAGAGGAAGACAGAAAGAUUGCAACAGUUGACAUGCUGACAGAUAUAUGCGAGGACUCAC